Molecule: messenger RNA, 2671 nt
Organism: Sycon ciliatum
Lineage: Eukaryota; Metazoa; Porifera; Calcarea; Leucosolenida; Sycettidae
Product: actin-3-like
Exons: 3
Coding region: 360-1931 (523 amino acids)
Source: RefSeq, a predicted model, not a curated record
CAGAUCAAAAUACAUCGCGCCUAGAUCAUAGAUGGGCGGAAAAAAUUGUUCGUAAAGCUGCGAUAUAGAUGUUGUUUGUGGAGUGAGGUAGCGCUAAGCCCUCCAUCAGUCCAAGGCUCCAGCCGGGAGAAAAGUUGCGUGUAGAUCUACGAUCGCUUCAUGACCUUUUGUUCAUCACACAAAUGAGACGGAAUCGUUGCGACAAGUAACAAAAAAGGUUUACCUGACUUUCCAGUGGAGCGUGAUUUCGAGCAGGUGCUAGCAGCAACACCAGGGCACGCUGCUGUGAACUCAAACUAACUUGAUUUGGACGAGCAACGCACAGUGAAGCAUAGCGCACGAUCCGGCAGUUCACCGCAAUGUCGGAUAACGAGGUGCAAGUCACUGAAGCAGUCGAUGGUAUUGGUGAGAAAGCCGAAGGAGACAACACUGACAACAGCACACCAAGUGAGAAUGCUGCAUCCGGCGAUUCGAACAAGGAAGAGAAAGAAAAGGUUGUAGCGCAAGAAGUGUAUUUCGAAGAUGAAGAUGGUGGCGAUGGGAACUUGGACGCAGCGUUGGCUGAUGCCCUGGCUAUGGAAGAGAAAAUGGCAGGCGUUGUGCUCGAUGGCGUCCAUUUGCAAGAGUUGAUUGAUAUCGACUUAGCAGCCGUCGUUCUGGAUUGUGGAUCAGCCAACUGGUCUGUGGGAUUUGGUGGCGAGGAUUGUCCAAGAUCAAUCUUCCCAGCUGUAAUGGGACGACCGCGGAAGAGAAAGAGGCUUGGGAGCAGCGCUAGUGGUACAGCUGCUGCUGCUGUUGCUGCUGCUGAAUUGAAUGAUGCCAUUGAUGGGGUGUCCCUUGCAGAGGUCUGCUACAUUGGUGACGAGUUUGAACAGCAAGAUGACGUGGAUAGCUUCAUGGCAGAGAGUCCCUUACGCCAUGGUCGUGUCAAGAACUGGGAUGAUAUGGAGAUGAUGCUCGGAUACACGUAUAUGAAGCAUGCUCAAGUCAGUCCUGAAGAACAUCCUAUCCUCAUCACCGAGUCACCCAGGAAUCCACGGAGCAACCGAGAGAAGCUAUCCGAGCUCCUGUUCGAGACAUUCCAAGUGCCAGCAAUGUUUGUAGCCUUGCCAGCUAUGCUCUCUAUGUAUUCAUCCGGUCGUGUACGUGGUCUCGGUGUGGAUGUGGGGCAUGGAUGUAUGCACGUUGCGGCUAUCUUUGACGGUAACCCAGUGCCUCAUACCAUACAACGCAGCAAUGUGGCUGGUGCACUGCUAGAUCAGUGUCUUGCAAGCUACCUAACCGAGCACGGCUCAAGCGGUAUGCUACGUAAUUACACCGGGCAGAAGUUCAUACAGCACUUGAAGGCUGACACAUGCUACGUGAAGCAGCGUGAAGCAAGUGCCAUCGCCUCUUCACCAGCUAGCACACCGACUGCUGAUGCGAAGGACAUUACAGUGCCUGUUGUCAGUGAAACUACACAAGCCACAGCAGCAGCAGCAGAGGAGCGUGGUCCUGUGCCACUCACUCUACCUGAUGGUAACGAAGUCACACUGGACACCGAGCUACACCAAUGUCCAGAAUCGCUAUUCGAUCCCAGUCUCCUCAAUCUGGGCGUGCCUGAAGAGGACAGUCCGGGCAUACACAAGCUCGCAUUCAGCAGCAUCCGGAAGUGUGACAUUGACAUCCGCAAGGAGAUGUACUCAAACAUCGUCCUCUCCGGCCGCACAACGCUAAUGGACGGCUUUGUGGAGAGAUUUGAAGCGGAGAUUGCUGCGCAAGCUCCUGCUGCAGCUCAGGUCAAGGUUACUGCUACUUCCGAUCGUGAGCAGAUGGUCUGGGUGGGAGGUUCAAUUCUUGCUCAGCUGCCAAGUUUCGAGAAUACCUGGGUACCGAGGCAAACGUACUUGGAGGAAGGUGCAUCCACUAUGCUUCGCAGAUGUCCCUACUGACCGUGUCAAGCAGGUCAUGGACUGAUCUGGAUAGCUGUGACAGCCCAUGCUGGUCUUGUACAGCAAGCUGGACAUGGACCACUGUGGAUAGCUGUGAAUGCCCGUACUGGUGGGGGUGAAGUUGUACAGCAAGCUGGACAUGGACCACUGUGGAUAGCUGUGAAUGCCAGCACUGGUCGUGUGCAGCUAACAGGCCACGUGGACACCGGAUAGCUGUACACGCAGCGCAGGCCGAUGGAGGGGACUCUGGACAACUAUGAAAAAAGCCUGUGGCCUUGUACAAUAGUGUACAUGUGUACAUGUGUAUGACUUUGUGUAGUUCGGUGUAAUUAUGUGCUAGAAUCAUAGUGUAUGGCAUCAUUGCGCAUGAUGUAUAUAGCAAUGAUGAAGUUGAAUCCACACAUACUGUUUUCCUCUGCUCUGCUGACACUGCGGCUCCCACCCUGCAACAUGAUGUUUCUGUUAGCACAAUGAAGCUUAUCUCCCCCCCCCCCCCUCCCCUCCCGGUUACCGGGGUACUCCAAGUAUAUUAGGUUGCUAUAAUCCUGUCCACCCCCCCUCCAGCAGUUGUGGAUUUUUUCGAUGACAGAGAUUCACUGCUUUAUCGAUCUGUUUCUUGAUUUUAGCAUCACAUUGUGACAGGCUGUUACCUGCUAAUCCUGUCCUCCAACCCGGCUUACCUACUAACAUACAUGUUUGUGUCGCACGUCAAAACGCAGGGAUUUUCCGUGUCAAUCCAA